Messenger RNA from Opisthocomus hoazin, 1878 nucleotides. Lineage: Eukaryota; Metazoa; Chordata; Aves; Opisthocomiformes; Opisthocomidae. The record is from RefSeq and is a predicted model, not a curated record.
AUGAAAUCAUAUGAUCUGUUCCCUGUUGCCAAAAGGGUGGUGAAGGAGGAGAUCUCAGAUGACAAUGCAAAGCUACCUUGCUUCAAUGGAAGAGUGGUGUCCUGGCUGGUCCUGGCUGAAAGCUCCCACUCUGACACAGGCUCCCAGUGCACCGAGAGCCACACUGACCUUCCACCACCCCUUGAGAGAACAGGCGGCAUUGGAGACUCCCGGCCUCCAUCGUUCCACCCAAAUGCUGCCAGCAGCCGGGAUGGCCUGGACAAUGAAACAGGAACAGAGUCAGUGCUUAGCCACCGGCGAGACAGACAUCGGCGGAGAAAUAGAGAAGGGCAUGAGGAUGUCCCUCGGAUCAAUGGCCAUCCGAAACUGGACAGACACCGUGAGCACCCUCCUGGUUAUGACAGCGCUUCCACCAUGAUGAGCAGCGAGCUGGAAUCCAGCAGCUUCAUUGACUCCGAUGAUGAUGAGAACACCAGCAGGUUGAGUAGCUCCACUGAGCAAAGUACUUCGUCCCGGCUCAUACGGAAGCAUAAACGCAGGAGGAGGAAACAAAGGAUGCGGCAGAUUGACAGGUCGUCUUCGUUCAGCAGCAUCACUGAUUCUACCAUGUCCCUAAAUAUCAUCACUGUCACACUCAACAUGGAAAAGUAUAACUUCCUGGGAAUCAGCAUUGUAGGACAGAGCAAUGACCGGGGUGAUGGUGGCAUAUACAUUGGCUCUAUUAUGAAAGGAGGGGCUGUGGCAGCAGAUGGCCGAAUUGAACCAGGAGACAUGCUUCUGCAGGUGAAUGAUGUCAAUUUUGAGAACAUGAGCAAUGAUGAUGCAGUACGGGUUUUACGGGAAAUAGUCUCCAAACCAGGACCUAUCAGCCUAACAGUAGCCAAAUGCUGGGACCCUACUCCCAGGAGUUAUUUCACCAUCCCCAGGGCUGAACCAGUGAGGCCAAUUGACCCUGCAGCGUGGAUCUCUCAUACCACAGCCAUGACGGGAGCGUACCCCCGUUACGAAUUAGAAGAAUCUCCCUUAACUGUGAAGAGUGACAUGGCUACUAUUGUCAAGGUUAUGCAGCUGCCAGACUCGGGCCUGGAAAUCCGGGACAGGAUGUGGUUAAAAAUCACCAUCUCCAAUGCAGUGAUAGGAGCAGAUGUGGUUGACUGGCUUUACACACACGUGGAAGGCUUCAAAGACCGACGGGAGGCUAGAAAAUACGCCAGCAGCAUGUUAAAACAUGGCUACCUCAGGCACACUGUGAACAAAAUCACCUUCUCGGAACAGUGCUACUACGUCUUUGGAGACCUCUGUGGCAAUAUGGCUGCACUGAACCUUAACAAUGGUUCUAGCGGAGCCUCGGAUCAGGAUACCCUUGCUCCACUUCCACAUCCUGCUGCUCCCUGGCCGUUAGGCCAAGGAUACCCGUAUCAGUAUCCUCUGCCCCCUCCGUGUUUUCCACCAGCAUACCAAGACCCAGGCUUUAGCUAUGGUAGUGGCAGUGCAGGCAGCCAGCAAAGCGAAGGAAGCAAAAGCAGCGGCUCGAACCGAAGCAACAGCGAGAACAGCAGGAGAGCUCUUGGCACAGAAAAGGACCGCAAGUCGGCUGGCAGCGGCAGCGAGUCUGACCACACUGCCCGCAGCGGGGCCGGCACCAGCGUCACGCGUCGGGAGAGGCCCGUCAGCCAGCUCAGCCACCGGAGCCCCGUCUCUGCCACCCACACUGAGCUUAAUGUUCACGCAUACCUGCCAACAGCUUUGAGCAAGGACUGUCAGUCCCAGGAGAUGAAUCUGCUGGUAGAGCCCAUCAAUGUCUUCAGCUGGCUGACGUGGACUCUGCCCACAGACUCCAGCAGAGACAAACUAGGAUCGGUGACUGGAACUGACUGA